Molecule: messenger RNA, 2043 nt
Organism: Salarias fasciatus (jewelled blenny)
Lineage: Eukaryota; Metazoa; Chordata; Actinopteri; Blenniiformes; Blenniidae
Gene: htr3a
Product: 5-hydroxytryptamine (serotonin) receptor 3A
Exons: 9
Coding region: 60-1538 (492 amino acids)
Biological process (GO): monoatomic ion transmembrane transport
Cellular component (GO): postsynaptic membrane
Molecular function (GO): extracellular ligand-gated monoatomic ion channel activity; transmembrane signaling receptor activity
Source: RefSeq, a predicted model, not a curated record
CAGACAUGGAGGACGGCGCCGUCCUCCAGAGUGACGGGAGACGCAGGUGAAGACGCACCAUGAGGCGCUCGUCGGUCUGGGCCGCGCUGCUCUUCCUCCUGAUUGACGGGGCGUCCAGAGCCUGCACAGUGAGGAGGUCGGGCAGCAGCGCUGGAAGGUUUGCCAACGCCACGCUGGUUCGCCUGUCCGAGUUUCUGAGCGCGGGCUAUAAGAAAGGCGUGAGGCCGGUGAAGGACUGGAGGACGUCCACCAUCGUGGCCAUCGACCUCAUGGUUUACUCCAUCCUCAACGUGGACGAGAAGAACCAGGUUUUGACGACGUAUGUGUGGUACAGACAGUCAUGGACAGAUGAAUUCCUGGUUUGGGACCCGGAAGACUUUGACGAAGUCAAACAAGUGUCUCUGCCCACGGCCAACGUGUGGGUCCCCGACAUCCUCAUCAACGAGUUCGUGGACGUGGGCAAGUCCCCGGACAUCCCUUACGUCUAUGUGACACAUAAUGGACUGGUGCGCAAUUACAAGCCCAUCCAGGUGGUCACGGCCUGCACCCUCAACAUCUACAACUUCCCCUUCGACGUGCAAAAGUGCAGCCUCACCUUCCAGAGCUGGCUCCACACCAUUGACGACAUCAACAUCACCCUGAUACGGAGUCCCGAGGAGCUGCGGGAGGACAAGAGUGUGUUCAUGAACCAGGGCGAGUGGGAGCUGCUCCACGUCCUCUCCAACUACAAGAACUUCAGCGUGGACUACAGCGACUACUACGCCGAGAUGAAGUUCCACGUGGUGAUCCGGCGACGGCCGCUCUUCUACACCGUCAACCUGCUGCUGCCCAGCGUCUUCCUCAUGGUGAUGGACAUCGUGGGCUUCUACCUGCCGCCGGACAGCGGGGAGAGGGUGUCCUUUAAGAUCACCCUGCUGCUGGGCUACUCCGUCUUCCUCAUCAUCGUGUCGGACACGCUUCCCGCCACCGCCAUCGGAACCCCGCUGAUAGGCGUCUACUUCGUGGUCUGCAUGGCUCUUCUGGUCAUCAGCCUCACCGAGACCGUGCUGAUCGUCCGUCUGGUGCACAAGCAGGACCUGCAGCCCCCCGUGCCCCCCUGGGUCAAGUACCUGGUCCUGGAGAGGGCCCCGGUCCUCUUCUGCAUCCACAAGAAGCACCGGCUGUGCUCCCGGCUGUCCUCCCAGGCCUCCGACCUGGAGCGCUACAAGGACGGCAGCUACGGGACGGCUCAGUGCGGCCUCCACCACACCUGCGAGCUGGGCCGCCGGCUCAGCCAGCACGACCGGGAGGGGGGGCUGCUGGGCCUGCACCUGCCCCCGCCCAGGGACGCCGCCCCGCCCGUGAUGGACAGCAUCCUGCAGGAGGUGACGGCCAUCCGCUCCUUCCUGGAGAAGAGGGACCGGUGCCGGGAGGUGGCCAAGGAGUGGCUGCAGGUGGGCUACGUGCUGGACGUGCUGCUGUUCAGGGUCUACCUGGUGGCCGUGGUGGCCUACAGCAUCACUCUGGGAACCCUGUGGUCGGUCUGGCAGGUGGCCUGAGUUUUUCGCCGCCGUGCAUGCAAACUAACCCGAGCAGAAGAAUUCUGAACGUCUGAGUCAGUGGCUGCAUGUUCAGGGAGGCAUUCAGGUGUUCCCACAGGGCUCCGGUGGUGCAGGGUUGCUGCGUUUGCACAUUAGAAGGCUAAAACACCAGUUUGUUUCCUGUCAGAGAAGUCUGAAGGCAACGUGAGGGAGCCCAGAGGGGUCGGAAAAUCUCAUCAUGAGAAGAGAAGACAAAAAAUAAGACUGGAAGUAGAUUUUAGACAAAGGUUGAGAGUAAAUAUAGAAGACAGACUGUAGUCAUGAAUGCAAGAAUAAAGCUGAGGAUGUUCAAUCAGACGAAAACCUGUAUUAGAAGAUCAAAUGAAGGAUAUUCUAACUCUAAAGAUUUGCUGAAACAUUAAAUCUCUACGUAUGUAGAAAAAAAACUGUACAUAAAUCAAUAGAAAAUGUAAAUUAAUACUACACUCCCUGUAUUACAUGAAGUGUUUUGCUUUGUGUUACA